Molecule: messenger RNA, 6026 nt
Organism: Catharus ustulatus (Swainson's thrush)
Lineage: Eukaryota; Metazoa; Chordata; Aves; Passeriformes; Turdidae
Gene: AKNAD1
Product: AKNA domain containing 1
Exons: 19
Coding region: 1124-3652 (842 amino acids)
Source: RefSeq, a predicted model, not a curated record
AAAUUGUCAGCUAAUAUAUUAUCUUGCAAACUCUUACAAUCUCACACUUGUAAAGUCUUCCACUCCCCUCCACUGCAACUACUUCCACUUACUUCAUUAGAGAGCAGGCUGAUUCCUGAAACAGCAUCUUUUCAUUUACUGCUUCAUUAACAAUUUGUAGGAGUUUCCCUGACCAGUUGCACUGUUUAAUACCAGUGUUACAAUACCUUCUUUCCCAUCAGCAUGGGCAGGACAGGCCUGUACUCACCAAGCCAGCCUAGCCCUGCUGGGCAAGAAGAAUUUGAGUGUUCAGAGGGAUCUGCUCAGUACUGAGGCUUUUUUCCCUAACAGGAGGAGUGCUCUGAAAUUCCAAUCAGAUGUUAAUAACACCUAUAUUAUAUCUCUGCCAAGUUUUUACUUUCCCAGGUAUGGCAGCAGCUGCUUAGUGGUACAGAGAUCAAGGAAAGUCUGGCUUGAAAAUACAGACUAAAGAUGUAAAUUGAUGUUGCUGUGCACCAGCUCUCUCAGCUGGCGAGCACACCUGAGGCAGCCACAUCUCAAGAUUUUAAAUGAGACUAAGGCAAGAGACUGCCACUCAACCACUCAGACUGUCCUACCUGAAGGAUAACACAACAGAACAAGUGCCUCAAGGCCACUGCACAGGAGCAGGCCACUUCAUGCCCAAGACUUAAUGACUUCAGUAACAGAAGUACAAAAGGCCAGAAAAGACCAGAAAAGUACCAGUAAUAGAAGUCAGGAUACUUACGACAACUCUCCUCAAAAAAUAAAAAUAAUUGCCAAGUUAACUCCUCUUGACUGCUCCUGCACUCCCACUUCUGGCUCACAGCACUCUGUCAAAGGCAAACACAAGCCCGGGAGCCUUUCCACCUGCCCUCUGGCAUUUCCUAUGCAAGACUCAGCACGUUCUUCCCAAUUCUGAGAUGGUUGCACAGCUCUCCAUAGCAACCCAGGAUACAUGAGCCCUGCAGUCACUGGCAAGAAUCUAACAGGAACAGCACAUUGGGCUGGAAAAGCUUCUAACGCAGAAGAAAGGCCACAGCUUUAAGAUUUUGAUCCAUGCAAUAAUUAAAGCUCUGUCCACCACUGGCAAAGCAAUGGCAUUAAUAUUCUACACAAACUGGAAAUGGAGACCACAAAAAAGUGCAAACUGUCAGACUGGAUGAAAGCCCAAAUGAAUAAUUCAUUUUCAGAUCCAUUAGGCUGUAGCACAGAUGCAACUGAAGAGGAAGAUGAUUACUUUGUUUAUGAUGGAGAUGUAGGAAUAAGCUGUAAAUACAACAAUAAUUCAGAUAAGUUGAAUGCCUGUAGUUGUACAAAAGGUAUUUCUGGUAUUUUAAACUUAGCCUGUUCUGAAGAUUACAAAAAUAUAAAAGCAGCAACCAAUUAUGAAACUCCUCUACAGCCUGAAGAAUUCUCCAGUCAUCACAGAGGCACCAGAGGAACAACUGGAGUUCCAAUUGCAAUGCCUGGAAGUGAUGCUGCCUUUAAGAAGGAAUUAGCUGUUGGUAGUUCCAGUACACCAGAUAGCAAAGAACAUGUAACUACCUCCAAGAUGUCCAAUGUCCUCCUGCGUCAUUUUCCUAGGGGAGAAUUACUAAGCACAUGCCACUUCAUUGAAUGUGAGACAAUGCCAGAGGCGUCCUUUACUGAAAGUAUCGAUGACACCGGGAGCAAACCUGAGCCUUCAGAACAGAGCAAAAGCCCUUCAGUGCAUGAACAAUGGGCCACAAGCUCCAAGGAGUAUCCCUUAGAAAUGCAGGAAGAAAAAAAUGCUCUUGAUAAAAAUGGAAACUCAUUAAAUGAAAACAGACCUGUUUCAAAGAAACCUAUUUUUUCUUGUCCGUGUGGGCACAUACAAGAAUAUUCCCAAUUGAUCAGUGAGACUGGAGAUGCACACACCUUUCAAAACAGAAAAGACGAGAGAGCCCUGUUCAAAAGAACAGUUUCACCCUGUGAGCUCAAAUAUGGCCAAGGGCAAGCUCACUAUUGCCUCCCUGACUUCUCUGAAGUUGCUUCAGAAGUACAAAAAAAACCUGACAAUAUUACAGUUCCUUCAACUGAAAGAGCAAAACCCUUUCCUGUUUUGCAAAGUAAAUCAGUAACAAUGAACAACAUUUUGGAAAAUAAGAAUUCCUUCAAUUCUGCUAAAGUAGAGAAUCAAGAAGAAAGGAGUAUUUCACAACUGCUGCGACAGCUACAGAUACUUCCUCAGCCAGACUUUGCAAAUGCCAGCACUGCCAUUUCCUCGGGACACACGGGGACACCACCUGAUGUCAUCACAUUACGUGCUCCUGUCCCUGUACAACCUACUCAUGGUUUGCUUAAAGCAAGACUGGAGCCUGGAACAGCAGCAUCAGCACUACCAGCAGCUGGGACAGUAGAAGCACACUGUCUAAAUCCUUCUGAUUCACUGCCACAACUAACACUUGGAGAAAAGAUGUCUCAAAUACUAAAGGAUCAGACAGAGCAACUGACUAAGAAAGUGGAAGACUUCUCUAUGCAUAUGAUACAGGAAAAAAUCUUUUUACAAGACAAAUAUCUGGCAUUAAAUCAACUGAAAAGAUACCUUGAUGCCUUGGAAAGAAAUUAUUUAAAAGCUAGAGAAGAGCACCACAACUUACAACUGCAGAACUACAAGGACAAGCCUAUCAACCUUGGAGAGUUUGAUCCCGAGAGAAGGGUGGAAGGAGGAAUAUUCAGACUUGGCAUGCUGCUUGAAGACAUUCAAGAACAAAUCAAUGGCAGCAAAGGCAGCCUGUCAUCGUUACUGACCUCCUAUGAAUCUGCCCAGUCCUUCUGUGAGAGCUCGGCAGUUUCAAGCACUGCUGAUCUUCCACAAAGAAGAGGUACUGAAACUCCAUUCCUUCACAAGAACCAUGAGGGAGAAAGACAUCAGACAACUGAUGCAAUCCCACCAACAAAUAAACUUUCUUUGGAAGGCAAAAAGUGCAAUCUUUGUCUUCACAUAAAUACAAACAUCCAGGAAGGGAAAGCUGGAACAUCUCUACUCCUCGUGCAGAGAAAACCAACUGAUUUAUCAGAUACCAACCUGAGCAGUGAUUCAGAAGAGUUCUCAGCCUGUUAUAACAAUUCACAAAGCAAGGACCUUGUCAACUGUAACACUCUAAGUCACAAGUCUUCAAAUACGAGAUGUGGAGAGAGAAAAGGACUUAGAUGCAGAUGCCCCAGGGGAAGCAGAGAUCAAGUAAAACUCAGGAAUUACAAAGAGUCUGUUCAGUCUUGUCCCCGGUGUAGAAAAAGCAGCUCUGGUUCAUCCUCUCGUUCACAGAAGAGAAUCUCCACUCAAAAGGCUCAAAAAACUGAACAGCCAGGUGAAGUUGUAACCAGGCUUUGUGAAAGGAAAUCCUUUGAAGCUGCCAAAACCUGCUGUUCAAGCACAUAUGAUAAAAUAAUCCUUUCACAUCAAUACAUACCCAGCAAGAAAUCUGCCCGAAGAAAAUCUGCAAUCAACAUCAGAGACAGAAAUGCCAAUGAUUCCUAUGCAAACAUUUUAAAUUCUUCUCUGGAUCAUGCCAUAAAGACAGCAAACAGUUUGAAGAAAGCUACAGAGCGAAUGGUACAAGCAGUUUCAGAAGAUCUAGCUAAAGUGAAAAAUGUAUCUGGCUUUGACAUUUUAGCUGAUGGUAAGUAGGUUGGAAAACUUUAAAAUACUGUAGGAAUUCAGUGAGCCAAGAAAAGUCAUCUAUUAUUUUCCUUCUAACAUCCACUUAACUGCAGUGAUUAAAGGCAAGCAGUUAACAGCCUUGUUUCAUCAGGGAUGCUACUCACUGAAGCCGAAGUACAUAAGGAUUGAUGAAAACCAAAUUUGAAAUGCCAGUGCAUUCCUUAAAAAGGACAGUCAUUUUCAGGCAAACCUGAGCAAUUUCAUCAGUGGUAGAUACAGAAAUAAUUCAGACUCUGUUCAUACAAGCAGUGAUUGCUAAACUCACUGCCAUGUGCCACUUACUCACUAGCCUGAGUCAAUGGCUUUUUUCAGGGCUUCUUCCACCCUUCACAGUCAACAAUACCAUUAACUCUUCCUCCUUAACCUCCUACUGUAUAUCGUACAACUUCAUUUGCCUCCACUUAUUAUGCCUUUUUUUCCUUUAUUUAAUUUAAUGUUUGGGAUGUCCCCAUUAUUUGCAAAUGAGCUUAAUAAAUGAAGGAAUUGCUGCAGCUUCCUAAAAAUUAAAAGAUUCACCUCUUUCACAGAGAUCUCUCCACAUCACAAGAACAGCUUGUUCUAACCUUUUGUUUAUCCUGGAUCCCUGCACCUGCUGUCCUGUGCCUGACAGCAACUGCCUAUGAGAGAUGACAGUGAAUAGGACAGUGACAUAAUAACAUUUCCUCAGAACAUUCUCUGGCAAAUGGAAAGCCCAGAAUCCUUCCAAAUCAGCAGUAACAUUUAUACUUAUUAGCCCUAUAAAUACUUAUGUUGAGGAUUUUUUCCCCAUAUAACCAUUUAGAGCAUGUCAUUACUGCCUGACAUCUCAGAUACUAAAGGUCCUUUUGUUCUGAUUUGACAGCUGCAGGUUUCAUGGGUUACUUCACACACUGAAUAGGAAGAUAACCCUUCAGUCUGAACACUAUCAGGAUUUUUGAUGCUUCCAUCACACACUCCACAAUCAUCUUUUUUCCCUUGAUCAAUGAUCCUAGUUUAGCCAUUCUUGAGAUGAAGAUUGUUCCCUAUCUUUGAUUUCCCUUAGUAAUUUCUGAAUCUUGUCCAGAUUUCCAGAUUCAACUUUAAAAAUCAGUUGCUGGGUCCACAUGUAGCAUUAGGAAAAGUGUUUUAAUAUGCAUAAUAUGAAAAUAGGAACUUUCAAAAUUAUAAUAUACCUAGUACAUGUACUCUGAAAUACUAAGUUUUUGUCUAUCCUGACAGAACUCUUUGAUAACAUUCUUGAUAAUGAUUCUUGAUGUAGAAAAAAUGUAGCAGAGAAGAUCCUUGGGGGAAAAAAACCCAAAUAUCUUGAAUAUAACUUCCACUUACCCUCUUCAUAAGCCAUUUUGAGUUACAUAUAGGUGCCAGAUUUCCCUAUCAUAAAGCAUCUUUAUUAUUCCACCGUUACAGUAGCAUUUGGCUUUGCUUUGCCUGAUGGAAAAAGUGGCUAAGAGACACAAAAAAAACCAGACUAGGGACUUUUGAAUUAUCAGCUAUCAGGCUAAGCUGGGGAUAGCCCUUAGGCCUGAAGCAGAGACAUGGAAAAAGACAACUCCUGAAUAUACAAGAAGUAAUCUGGAAUUGUGAGCUGGUAUUACUUCAACUCUAUGAAAUGUAAAAAAUAUCAACACAAUGGAUUUUAUGUACCACUGAAAUCAAUUACUUCAGUCCUUAAACGUUAACACUGAUAUCAGCUAUUUCCUUCUGUACUUAACUACUUUCCAGCUUUAGGAAUAAGAAAAAUAAAUGCGUCUACAUACAUCUGUUACAACAAACCUGGGUUCUUCUGGCCAAAGGUGUAAGAAAUAGAUAUAAUCUUAGUGAGAUUUUUCAGUACCAAUUUCAAAGUGUGCAUCUUCAGUAAGAAGACAUUGAACACAGCAUUUCUUAGGUAAGUACUUUUACUCUGGAUUUUUACUGUGAUGGAGUUAGAAACUAUAAUUCACAAAAACAAUACAGAUCUUUCUGCUGCAUUUUUUAAGGUUGUGAUGUACAUGGUAUUUGAUGAACCAGUUGAUUUAAGAGUAGUGUUCCAUAGUCCUAUUGAAAAAAAGUCAGUGCAGAUUCAAGUCCAAACUCGUUUAGGUGCAUUUGAAAGCUACAGCCACUGAUUCUCAUCACUCCCCACGUCCUGCAACAUUUUAGACUCAUUAUGUCAUGCUCUCCCCUUUCAUUCCUCUCUGAUGUAGGGGGAGAACUUGACCUUUUUCCACCUUCUAAUUAACUCUGAAUGAACUCAUCUAAAAAAUGUUCUCUCAAAGUACUGGUUAACCUGAGAACAAAAAUAAAGGGAAAAAAAAAAAAAUCACAAAACAGAAAAUAAAUACUCAUCAUUGGAAAAAAUGUAAAUAAACAGCCAUGAGUA